UCCAUAGGAGCUCACAUGCAGACGGAGCAGGGCGAUGCAAGAGCCGAUUAUAUGACCUGCCAAGUCACCCUGUAAAUAGUUCUUACUGGCACGACUGGCACACUGUGCUGUACAUUUCUGUACAUAUUUCGUUAAAAGAAAGACAAUUAAAAAGUUAUAUGCUGUUUUAUUAUACUUUUAUCGUAUUUUUUUCUCGUAAUAUCCUUAUGGAAUGACUUGUACCUGCCUAUGACAACCGAUUGAAAUGUGAGAGGUGUAACGUUACCGACAUCCAAAACGAUAGCCAACUACACACAAUUUGAAUCCUAUCCUUUGGAAUAGUUCAUCGGUGUGGCAUCAUGGUGAUCGUAACGGAGAGAAGCCCGGGCUCCCAGCCCAACCAUACUCAUGGAAGGCCUCUACAGGUCGGCUUCUACGAGAUCAUCCGCACACUGGGGAAAGGAAACUUCGCUGUGGUCAAACUGGCAAGGCACAAAGUCACCAAAACACAGGUGGCCAUAAAGAUCAUUGACAAGACCAGACUAAACCCAUCCAACCUAGAGAAGAUCUACAGAGAGGUCCAGAUCAUGAAGCUGCUGAACCACCCCCAUAUCAUCAAACUCUACCAGGUUAUGGAGACUAAAGAUAUGCUGUAUAUUGUGACAGAAUAUGCCAAAAAUGGAGAGAUGUUUGACUACUUGACCUCAAACGGGCGCAUGAGCGAGGAUGAGGCACGGAAGAAGUUCUGGCAGAUCCUGAUGGCGGUGGACUACUGCCACAGGCACCACAUCGUUCACCGUGACCUCAAGACUGAGAACCUGCUGCUGGACACCAAUAUGAACAUCAAACUGGCCGAUUUUGGAUUUGGAAACUUCUACAACUCAGGCGAGCCCCUGUCUACGUGGUGCGGCAGCCCCCCCUAUGCAGCACCCGAGGUGUUUGAGGGGAAGGAGUACGAAGGGCCACAGUUGGAUAUCUGGAGUUUGGGUGUGGUUCUGUACGUUCUCGUGUGCGGAUCCCUUCCGUUCGACGGGCCCAGCCUUCCCGCCCUCAGACAGAGAGUCACAGAGGGGCGCUUCAGAAUCCCCUUCUACAUGUCUCAAGACUGUGAGAACCUGAUCCGUAAGAUGUUGGUGGUGGACCCAACCAAGAGGAUCAGCAUGGCCCAGAUCAAGCAGCACCGCUGGAUGCUGGCUGACCCCACAGCCCCUAACCAGACCCUCAGUAUGGCACUGCCCCUCACAGACUACAACUCCAACCUGGGGGACUACAGCGAGCCCGUCCUGGGCAUCAUGCAAAGCCUGGGCAUCGACCGCCAGAGGACCAUUGAGUCUCUGCUGAGCAGCAGCUACAACCACUUCUCAGCCAUCUACUAUCUGUUGUUGGAGAGGGACAGGGAGCACCGGGCCUUGCAGCUCAGUCGCCAGUGUGGACCCUGGACCCAGAAACCCAGGGACACCUCUGACUCCGGUACCCCAGAGGUCAUCAUGGAGGACAGCUUCAGAACUUCGGCCUACCCCAUUCAGUGCAAGACCACCCCUCCCAUGCAACCGGAGAUGGAAUAUGACCACGGUGCAUUGUUCCAACGUGUGGCGUUCCCGGGGGAAGCCAGUCUGAACCGCCUGCUGUGUAACCGCUCCAUCUCCCCCAACAGCCUGCUGGAGACCAGCAUCAGUGAGGAGGUCACACACACCUGCUCACCCCUCGUCCUGCCCACCACCACCUCCCGGCGACACACCCUGGCCGAGGUCUCCCCUCACUUCUAUCAGUGCAACCCCCCCUGCAUCGUGGUUAGCCUCUCCGAUGGUGCAUCGUCUGACAGCUGUUUGAAGUCCUUGUCCACCCCCAACCCUGCCCUGCGCCCUCCUGUGGGGGGGCUGUCAGCCAUGCCAGCCUCUGGGACUGGCCCCAGGGCGCUGAUCUCUGCCGGUACCCAGCUGGCCCUCUCCUCUCAUCUCCUCCCCCAGGCCCAAGCUUCCAGCUUCCAGGAGGGCCGCAGAGCCUCUGACACCUCCCUAACACAAGGUCUGAAAGCCUUCCGCCAACAGCUGAGAAAGAACACUCGCACUAAGGGUCUUCUGGGUCUGAAUAAGAUCAAUGGUCUGGCAAGGCAGAUCUGCCCUCUGACCUCCGACCACAGUAGCCGUGGCAGCCGGGGAUCAAUAGGUCCCACCAUCAAUGAGCACCGCAGCAUGCUAGAGGAAGUUCUGCAACAGCAAAGAAUGCUCCAGAUCCAGCACCAGCCCCAGGCUCCUCAGUCAGCAUCUACCCAGAACCCUCUGCUCUUCCUGUCCCAGCAGCAGCCCCCCCCCACAUCCGUUUACGCCACCUCAACCCUGUUUGACACCUCCGCCUCCUCCCUCCCCCAGGGGGAACAUCAACACCCCCUUUCCCCACACCAGAGUAUCCUGUCUCUCCAGCACGCCUUCUGGCAGCAGCCUUUGGAGUCAUCUUCCUCCUCCUAUGGCUCCUCUUCCUCCUGCUCCUCAUCAUCAUCCUCCUACUGCGCCUCCUCCACCUUCCUCUCCCCUGUGGCCUCCGCUGCUUACCUCCUCGAGGCUCGCCUUCACAUCAGCCAGCAACCCAGCCUCCAUCCCCAGACCAACCUACACUACCAACCCCAGGCCCAGGCCCAGAGCCAGGCCUUCACCCAGGACCCCUUACCCCUUGUGGCCAGGCAGGGGAUUUGGAGCCUGGAUUCAGCCUCCGGAAAAGAGUCAGAGAUGCAGGAGCUGAGCCUGGGUGGGCAGCUGAGCAGCUGUGUGAUGGUGAAGUAAUGGAAAGAAAGAAAGGAGAAACAGGAAACAACAAAUUCCUACUAGACCAGAGUACUUGUUCUGUAUGGCAACCAGAGUAAAAAUAUCAUGGUGAUGUCAUCACUGAUGGACAGGAAGGGUGAGCACUUUUUGACAGAGUGAACAGAACUUUGAGCUGUGGAGUUGCUCACAGAUCAUCAGAUGAUGAGAAGAUGAUAGGACGACAGAACAAAUUGUCCUAAGUGUGAAAAGAGAACUAUUGGGGAGAGCUAAAUGAAAAACUGAGCAUAGAAUGGACAGAUAAAGAAAGAAAUGAUGAAAGUGACAAAUCUAGAUUCUGUUGAACAACAUACAAAACACUCACAUCUAGGUGUGUGUAGCUGUGUGUGAUCACAUAAGCUGACAAUUAAGCAAUAACAAAACUCUGGAGAGGUGACUCUUGAGUUCUUGUCGGAUCCCCAGAGAAGCAAUAAAGGUCUGGGACCACCUCAACGCAACACUGUACCUGUCCUUUCUCCCUAAUAGGGACCCCAACUCACCCAUCUCCUUUUCUGGAGGGGUGUGUGAAGGACUCAUCUUGAAAAGACAAUGAGGAGUGGUAUCAAUGAACCAGACGAGGUAAUGUAAGAACUAUUUCAACACUUUUUUCCGUUUUUUUGUUUGUUUGAAAACUGGAGGAUCUAGUCUUCCUGAUUUUGUUCUUUGUUGCUUUUUCAGUUUUGCUCAGUUUUUGUAUAGAGACUUUUAUUACAUGUCAUUGUUUUUUACUUUAUUUUAGUUUUUACUUCAUUUGCAUUUUGGAGAAGAUAUUACUUUGUGUCCUACAAGCAUGCAGCAUCAGAACCAUUUUCAUCUUCAAACUUUCUUUGAACACAAUGCUACAGUGAUUUGACAAACUGCGAGUUGUUUGUGCAAGAUUCUAGCUGAGCUAAAUCUGCUUUUACCUCAGAAGAAGAUAAACACCUGCUAUAUCUUGUGUGUGUGUGUGUGUGUGUGUGUAUGUGUGUGUGUGUGCCUUACAAAAAGGUUGAUUUCAAUUUAUAAUUAUAUUUAUAUAUGGUUACUUUCUAACCAUAUUGUCUCUGUUGUUACGUCCUUUUGGUGAGGAAUCCUCCUAUUCUGCUGUUUUAUCACUACCUUCUCAGGUAACCAAGUCCCAAACAUGUGUAAACGUUGUCUAAACUUAAGAUCCUGAAGACCUACAGUAUAAGCAUGAUGUCAUUCCCUAUCAGAGGAAAACAAGGCUUUAACCACUUUACUUUCCACUUGAUGUAUAGGCUGUGUGUAGGCUAUAUGCUGUACUGCUUUCACAUAGGCAGAACAAAGACUUUGGGACUAUAAUGCAAUAUUUCACAUUGAAAUGCAGAGGAAAUGAGAAAUUAAGAUCUGACAGGAUUUUACAUUACCUGCCUGCUGGCAUUUAUUCGAUUUCCUUGUUUUUAUUAGUCCAUUUUUUCAUUUGUGUAUGAUUGUAAGAGGUUUUAAAACCUUUGGAGGGCGCUAGCUGAGUAGAUCAGGAAUCUGAACGCUUCUGGUUUUUUGAACAUGAACAGAGAUAUGAAUAAUGUAAAAGAAAGGACCCAAACCAUUUCAUAGUGCUUUUCCUCUUGACGUCACAGUUGCCUCUGUACAUUGGCAGAACUAGAGAUCAGCCAAAGAGAGAGCAGAGUAAGAGAAAGAAGCACUGCUUACUUUUCAGCAACUCAAAAUGCUAGCUAGCUAGUGCUUUCAUGGUGUACUCUGUGUGGCUCCUGCUAUGAGCAAGCUGCUUCUGCCACAAGAUGCGAAUGUGUUGAAAAUUCCCCUAGCAGUUGGGUUCCAGGACCAUGUCUGUAUUUGUUUUUGUAUUUUCUAAGAAAAGAAGAAAAGAAAUGGAAAACCAUUUGUAGCACUACAAUUUUUUUUGCUGCAAUGUGAGUUUUUCAAUGGAUUGGCCGUAGGUGGUAGAGGUCGCUAGCUAGAGGUUAAUACAACGCACUUGGGUGUAUGUGUUAGGCCUAUUUAUUUUUAGAGAAUGUGUUUGAAACAACACCAUUUACUUCAGCUGUUACACCAUGAUAGCAGUGCACCUUUGUUAUUUUGGCUAGUUUGACCAUAUCUGUGAAGUGGUCUUCUUUUGAACAACAUGUUGAAGGGAAAAGUGUUGGAAGCCUGAAGCUUAAAAGUGGUUUGAUUGAUUUCUCUCUGAAAUAAGCAGUGUUAAUAUUUCUAAAUGACAUUAUAUUUUGCUUGAUUACACUCACCAACAGUGCUUGUGCCUCCUUCAGAACAAACCCCCUAUGAUCAGAGUAACCCUCUUUUGUCCAAUCAGCACAAAGAGAAAACAGGUGGGCCCAUAAGACCCAGAUUUGUUACUUUUUCUGUAUUGAAGAAAAAAAUACUGCAUUUCACUUUACAAUGAAUAUAUCUCAUUUCUGAAAUAUGUUUAGUUUCUCUUGUUGGUUCAGAAAACUCUUCACAAACUUAGUUUGACCAAACUAUUGAAAAACAAAAUAACCUUUUCGACGCAGAUCUGUAAGAUGUCCUUUUUGGUCAAAUGUUGGAUAUGAAGAAAUAUGCGUUAUGAUUUUAUGAUUUUGUACUUGACUGUGUGUGUGUGUGUGUGUGUUUGUAUGAAUGUUAUAUAAAAACAAAGAUUGUUUAUUUGUGUGGCUAAUUUAUUUGAUUAAAACAUGAAUAAACAUGAA
Oncorhynchus nerka (sockeye salmon) is the source of this 5422-nucleotide messenger RNA. RefSeq names its product serine/threonine-protein kinase SIK2-like. Lineage: Eukaryota; Metazoa; Chordata; Actinopteri; Salmoniformes; Salmonidae. Gene Ontology annotation, biological process: protein phosphorylation; intracellular signal transduction. Gene Ontology annotation, molecular function: ATP binding; protein serine/threonine kinase activity. The record is from RefSeq and is a predicted model, not a curated record. Gene Ontology annotation, cellular component: cytoplasm.